AUGAAGCGUCUCAAUUCCAACAAAGACGACAACGUCCCCAUCUACAUUUACAUCCUGCUGGUGGUGAUUCUAUCCCUCAGCUUCCUGGGUACCUAUCUGGACUCGACCAAGCGUGUCAACUACCUCCCCGGCCAUAUCCACGCAUUCUACCUCGAAUACGUAUACUACGCCAAUCGCAACGCAGGGACAGGUGAAGCACCACGUCGCGCGCCGGGAGUCUAUUCCGAGCGGAUUCAGCGCGGGGGGAAUCAUCACACGACGUAUGGCACGAUCCCUUGA
This is a messenger RNA of Aspergillus piperis CBS 112811, 279 nucleotides long. RefSeq lists its product as uncharacterized. Bases 1 to 279 code for a protein of 92 amino acids. The record is from RefSeq and is a predicted model, not a curated record. The transcript is spliced from 2 exons. NCBI's taxonomy places the organism in Eukaryota, Fungi, Ascomycota, Eurotiomycetes, Eurotiales, Aspergillaceae.